GAGCAGGAGUUCGAACCUAAAGCUCAGCAAGCACCUCGGAGUCUCUUCUGGCGGAAAGGCGGCCGAGGAAGACGGCUCUGUCGUGGUGAGACGACCCAGCGGUUCGUUACGCAAUCGGUUCGCUCUUGAGGACUACCGUGGUUUACUAGAUUUGAAUUGAUACACCUGGUUACACCUAUAUACUAUCUUUUCCUAUAUGCAUAUAUGUUGUGCAGCCUAAAGUUUUUGAAUUCUGUUUUCCUUGCUCAUUUCAAUCAAUUCUUCGAAGGGGUGUGCGCGGUCCUCAUAUGCAGUGCCAAGACGCUGAGUUUCAAGGCGUUCUGACACAGCGUCGUGUGAAUUCCGAAUUUCGGUCUAAAACGGGAUUUUGAGCGUUGACUCAACCACCAGCCCCCGCCACAGAUUCCCGACCGUCCUACUCGAGGACCUGGAGAUGACCAUGGCGGGCUUCCACGGCUGUUUGCUGAGCCAAUUGAGGCAAUCGCGCGUGCAGGUAGCCCGCUACGUCGGCCGCACGCCGUCGCGGGCGUACUCGACGCCGCCCAACGGCUCGAUCCCGGCCGCCAAGAAGAAGUACGUCCCGACCCAGGGCACAUAUCCGCUCGGCUUCAAGACGUCCGGCACCGUCGUCGGAGUCAAGCCGAGCAACAAAACGAAGCCCGACCUGGCCCUGCUGACGUCGGAUGUGCCCUGUGCGGCCGCCGCGGUUUUCACCAAGAACAAGUUCCAGGCGGCCCCCGUCACUUUCAGCAGGAGCCUCCUCCAGAAAAAGGGCAACCGGGGCAUCCAGGGCGUCAUCAUCAACUCGGGUUGCGCCAAUGCUGUCACUGGCAAGGGCGGCCUGGAGGAUGCCGCCAAGAUGGCACAGGAGGCCGAUAAGUGCAUCGGCCAGACCGACAGCACCAUCGUCAUGAGCACCGGCGUGAUCGGCCAGCGCCUGCCCAUCGACAAGAUCCUCGACAAGGUCCCGGCCGCGCACCAGGCUCUGGGCGGGUCCCACGAGCACUGGCUGACAGCCGCGAAGGCCAUCUGCACCACCGACACCUUCCCGAAGCUCAUGUCCCGCACCUUCACCCUGCCUUCGUCGCCGGCCGUCGAGUACAGGAUAGCGGGCAUGACCAAGGGCGCCGGCAUGAUCCACCCCAACAUGGCCACGCUCCUGGGCGUCAUCGCGACGGACGCGCCCGUCUCGCCGGCCGCCCUGCCGUCGGUGCUCAAGCACGCCGUCGACCGCUCGUUCAACAGCAUCACCAUCGACGGCGACACGUCGACCAACGACACGAUCGCGCUGCUGGCCAACGGGCUCGCCGGCGGCAGGGAGGUGGCGGCCGGCACGCCGGACUUGGACGCCUUCCGCGCCGUGCUGACCGACUUCGCGGCCGCGCUGGCGCAGCUCGUGGUGCGCGACGGCGAGGGCGCCACCAAGUUCGUCACCAUCCGCGUGACCGAGGCGGCCAGCGAGGAGACGGCCCGCCGGGUUGCCAGCACCAUCGCCCGGUCGCCGCUUGUCAAGACGGCGCUGUAUGGCAAGGACGCGAACUGGGGCCGCAUAACAUGUGCCAUCGGUUACUCGCUUAUAUCUGAGCCAGGACAGCCCAUCAACGAGGUUCCCAUCGCCCCGGAGAAGACCAACGUUUCUUUCAUCCCGACAGACGGCACGGCUGAGCUGAAGCUCCUGGUCAACGGCGAGCCGGAGCAGGUUGACGAGGCGAGGGCUGCUGAGAUCCUGGAGCUCGAAGACCUCGAGAUUCUCGUCAGGCUGGGCAUGGGCAACAAGCAGGCUACGUACUGGACCUGCGACUACAGCCACGAGUACAUCACCAUCAACGGCGAUUAUCGCACGUAGAGGGGGGAAGCCUUGCAACGGGGUCGAGGACCAUGACCAUAGACGUACAUACCUAAUGAUAAGAUUUACAACAUAUAAGAAAUACAGUGAUACAAUAUAUUGAAUCUCAUGGCCUCUUGACUGCUG
Molecule: messenger RNA, 1972 nt
Organism: Thermothielavioides terrestris NRRL 8126
Lineage: Eukaryota; Fungi; Ascomycota; Sordariomycetes; Sordariales; Chaetomiaceae
Exons: 3
Coding region: 440-1846 (468 amino acids)
Biological process (GO): L-arginine biosynthetic process; L-ornithine biosynthetic process
Cellular component (GO): mitochondrial matrix
Molecular function (GO): L-glutamate N-acetyltransferase activity, acting on acetyl-L-ornithine as donor; L-glutamate N-acetyltransferase activity, acting on acetyl-CoA as donor
Source: RefSeq, a predicted model, not a curated record